AUAUCCGGUUUUUCCAGUACAUCAGUCUUCUCCGUCUCCACGAUGGAUCAAUGGAUACCGGUACGCACUCCUUCGUUUUGCGAUCACAACAAUCUUGUCCGCAGCAUAUCCAUCGAACCAUUGGUUGUGAGGAUGCGAUCAGACGUUAACCUUGACAUAUACUUUGACCCAAACGUGAAUGGUAUUUUGAAAGAGAGCGGGCUUCACUCCAUCAAUUUUGAUCGCGAUGGGGAUGUGCUAACGACUGAUGCUUAUUAUUCAGAUAAGGGAUUCAGAAUUUGGACAUUGGCGGAAGUAUCUUCUGGUGUCUUGCUUGUAGAACUUGAUCCAAAGUUUGUACCUUCCGACAACAACAAAACAACUGUUCAAAAGCGCAUUGAGAAAGUUCGGUAUCACAGAGAUAAAGUGAAUGGAUCAUACUACGGUGGAGAUGUUCAUAGUUGGCAGAGGUAUACACGUCAGUUGCCUCUGGCAUGCCAAGUUACCAUUGAUCGAGAUGCACAUGCCCUCUUCAUUCAGUCUGAUUCAUCUCUUCAAAGUGGGAAGUGGUAUGCAAUUGUACUUCAGCAUCGAGAAAAUCAUUGCACUUGUAGCACUGACAUCUACCAUUUUCACUUUGCAAACCCAGAAUGCAUUGACAGGUACGAGAUGGAUCAAGGGCUUGUAAUUAGUGAUGCAGUGCUUCCUUUUCGGUAUUCACAAACAAAAAUUAGGGUGUCGACUCCAGCAACAUCCCCAUCCCCCAGCCUUGAAGAAACCCUGAAGUCACAUGCUGUAGAGGAACAUCGUCAGAAAAUGAAGUUCCUUGAAGAUGAACAGAAGAUCAAACUGAAUUACCUAGAGGAAGAACAGAAGCUCAAAUUGGAAGUACUACAGCUAAAGAAGCAAGUAGAGCAAAGGAAAUUAGAUCUUAUUAAGAAGCACCAAGAUGCCAUUUAAAUAUUUGAGUGAUUGGAAAAAUAAGUUUGGUUCAUUUGUAUUUAACCAUAUUCCGGGUUAUUUGAACCCAUCUAACAUUUUUUUAAAGCCUUUUUUAUGUAUUUCUUGUUUUUUUUUUACUUUUUGUGUUUUUGUUUUUCAGAUGGAAAUCAUUGCAGACAAAAUCUGCUCAUAAAGAGCAAAAAAAUUAAUUGAUGUUAAUCAGAAAAAAGUAGAAAUGAUUAUGAAUUUUUGGUUAGAAACACAAUUUGAAUUUGAUUUGUACAUGAAUAUGGUCAUAUGUCAUGAGCUCGCCCCCUCAAAAAGGGUGGUGCUGUUACACGCUUUGGCUUCGUGCUAUAGUAAUUCUUAAUUACUUUCAAAACCAUAGAGGCUAUUCCAACAAAUUUAGUAUCAUUUUAAAGCUGAAUUAAUAAGGCAAUAGCCUGGAAAGUUUCAUUGCUGUAGACUUUAUAGAACUUGAGAUAUAGCUACAUGUAGCUCUCAAAAGUCAGGACACCAGAGGUGAUGAGUGGUGGUGCCGGAAGCAGCGCUCCCGGAAGCGGCGCCGCCUGUACAAAGUCAAUGGGAAAACGUAAUUUCUGGUGCAAUUUUUGGGAAAACAUCAUUAUUUUUGUCAAAACUUGGCUUAAACCUACAAACUUGGUAUCAAAUUAAGGCUAACAUACUCCACUGUCUAAUGAUUGAAAAGUAGGUUUGGCCAUGUCAUAGACCUGUGUGAUAAGGUUGAAACAUAAAAAACUGAUAAAUUUGUAAUGUCUUAAUUUUGACAUUUCUUCCAGUUUGACACAUAUUUGAAUUGAAUGACAGUUAAUGUUAACUAAACUUGCAUCGAUUGCAAAAAAAAAACACUUCCUAUAAUUCUGAGGGGAUGAAAAUACUGCUCAGUAUUAAGACAAAUCAUCCAAAUUAUUAACUGACAAAGGUCUAUGACCUUCAAACAUCCAGAAAAUGUGUUACGAAUUUUAGAAUGUUUAGCAUUAUUUUCUUAAAAGUACCAAGUUUGUACAUCUUCACUGAUGUCUUAUUACACAUUCAUGUAUACAUAUUUCACUAAAUACACACACUGACAUUAAAAAGUAAGUGUUUGUGUGAAAUGGUCAAAAGGAACCUACCUCAAAUGCUAUACCAAAGGACUGCAUACUAUAUUUUGGCUUUGAACUCUUCAAAACCCGCCAUGGCUUUAAACUAUCAAACACAGACUAUGUGGAUAUAAUGUGUGCAAUUGCACUUCAGAAACUUCUUUCAUGAAGCUGCAGAACUCAUAUAAAUUUAUGUAUGUUUGUACAUACAGCAUCUGCAAACUUGUUUCAUUCUUUACCCCUGAACCUACAGUGUAUAGACAUUGUCUCUUGCAUGUCAUCAUCACUUGGCAGAUCAUUGUAAUAAGAGCCUUGGUAAGCAAAUUGUGUAACUUACAUGUACAUUUCAAUUGUUACUUUUCCUUUGAAUUGUUUACCGGUAUGUACCAUCAAUUCCUUUUAAAAUGUUAAUAACUUAUACAUUCUGAUGUACAAGGCAAAGAAAACCCAACAAAUGUUGGUAUUGCAAGCAUGAUAACACCUGAUAUAUAUAGUAUACGAUUCCUGAAACGCAUGAUUUUGGGGGGCUAAAGUCAGGGUCAAUUUUCAGAUCAUUAAUUGAACAUGAACGCUACACAAUUAUAUAUUGUUAGAAAGGUCUGAAUGUGUUCUGUCAUAAUAUAGUAUUAUUUUUGUCAUAGGGGGACUACACCAAAUUUUAUGACAAAAACCAUGAGAUUAAAAAAAACAUCAGAAUUUCCCUAUUCAAGUCCAUGUAAAACUGUUGACUUACACCUAAUUUUAUUUUUGAGUGCAGAUUUGGAUUCCUUGUGCAAUUUCCUUUCAGAAAAUGUAUACUUUUGCUAUCAUAGGGUGUAUACUUUGUCAGAUAAAUGUUUUUAAAGUUGAAAGUG
Messenger RNA from Lytechinus variegatus (green sea urchin), 2875 nucleotides. RefSeq lists its product as uncharacterized. Lineage: Eukaryota; Metazoa; Echinodermata; Echinoidea; Temnopleuroida; Toxopneustidae. The coding region runs from base 43 to 939 and encodes 298 amino acids. The record is from RefSeq and is a predicted model, not a curated record. The transcript has 2 exons.